This is a messenger RNA of Erinaceus europaeus (western European hedgehog), 7859 nucleotides long. It is a transcript of the gene ABCA6, whose product is annotated as ATP binding cassette subfamily A member 6. Gene Ontology annotation, biological process: transmembrane transport; lipid transport. Gene Ontology annotation, molecular function: ABC-type transporter activity; ATP hydrolysis activity; ATP binding. The transcript is spliced from 39 exons. Gene Ontology annotation, cellular component: intracellular membrane-bounded organelle; membrane. Lineage: Eukaryota; Metazoa; Chordata; Mammalia; Eulipotyphla; Erinaceidae. Bases 238 to 5121 code for a protein of 1627 amino acids. The record is from RefSeq and is a predicted model, not a curated record.
AAAAGACAGAGAAGCAAGUUCAUCAUGUGCAACUUGGUUGACUAGACCCUUUUCAGAAAGCAGCCUGGCAUCAGAACUGUUAGGAGGAGGCAGCUUUUUAUGGACUAAAUGAAAAAGUGAUAAUAAAAAAAAUUAAUUGUUGUCAUAGACUAAAAGAGAACUUUGCUUUGACAGUGUGUCCAGAGUACUUUGUUCUAAUUUUCCUGACAUUUCCCCUUGUGUGUUUAAUGAGGAUAUAUGCAUAUGAAGCAGAAAAGUGUGUAUCAGCAAACACAAGCACUUCUGUGCAAGAAUUUUCUUAAGAAAUGGAGGAUGAAAAAAGAGACCACUAUGGAAUUGCUGUUCCCAAUACUUCUAGGUCUAUACAUGGGACUAUUUGCUCAUUUCAAAGAAAAUAUCCAUUUUCCUGGAAUGUCACCUCACAACUUUGGAAGAGUAGAUGAAUUUAAUGAUACUAUUUAUCUUAUAUACACACCGAUCACUAAUAUAACCCAGCAAAUAAUGAACCAUACUGCAUUUGCUUCUUUUUGGAAAGAAGGAAGAGUUAUCGGAGCACCAAAUCAAAAAGAUAUGGAUAAUUUACUAAUAGAACAUUUUCCAUUUGUGGCAGGAAUCAUUUUUAAAGACCCUCUCUCUUAUAGUUUAAAGUUUUUCCAAGGAUAUAACAUUCCAUUCAUACAGGAAGAUCUUUUUUCAGCUCAUUGUUGGAGUUUCAAUAAUUUAUAUGUUUCAUGUUUACUGGGAAAAUACUGGAAUAGAGGAUUUGUGGCUGUACAAACUGCAAUUAACGCUGCUAUUAUACAAGUCAUGACAAGUCACUCUGUGACAGAAGAGCUGAUGUCAAUUACUGCUACAACUAUGAGGACCUUACCCUUUAUUUCUAAAGACCUUUUCCAAAAUGAAAUGUUUAUUUUAGUCUGCUUGCUUUACUUUUCUCCACUGAUAUAUUUUGUGUCACUGAACGUAACAAAAGAAAGAAAAAGGAGCAAAGCCUUGAUGAAAAUGAUGGGUCUGCAAGAUUCAGCAUUCUGGCUCUCCUGGGGUUUACUCUAUGGUGGCAUCUUGUUUAUUUUUUCCAUAUUCAUUUCAGUUAUAAUCACAGCAACCCAAACUAUAGUCAUGACUGGUUUCAUGGUGAUAUUUUCACUCUUUUUCUUAUAUGGCUUAUCAUUGAUGGCUUUAACAUUCCUCAUCACUGUGUUGCUAAAGAAAACUGUCCUCACCAACUUGGUUAUAUUUCUCCUCAAUCUCUUUUGGGGAAGCAUAGGGUUCACCGUAUAUUACCGACUACUUCCUUCAGCUUUGGUGUGGGUUAUGAGCAUUUUCAGUCCCUUUGCCUUCUCUGCUGGGCUGAGUCAGAUUAUCCAUACAGAACGUAACAUGAAUGGUGUAAUGUUUCCUGACCCUUCAGGAGACUCAUAUAUAAUGAUAGCAACUUAUUUUCUGCUGGUUUUCGAUACGUUUUUCUACUCAGUAUUGACUUUAUACUUUGACAGAAUCUUGCCGUUUGGAGAUGAGCACCAUUAUUCUCCAUUAUUUUUUCUGAACUCAUCACUUUGCUUCCAAAACCAACGGGCUGAAAAUAAGGUUAUUAAGAAAGAAAUGGACUUGGAAUAUCUCUCUGAUGAUUCCUUUGAACCUCUGCCCCCAGAAUUCCAAGGAAAAGAAGCCAUCAGAAUCAGAAAUGUUAAAAAAGAAUUUAAAGAAAAAUCUGGAAAAGUGGAAAUAUUGAAAGGUUUGUUUUGUGAUAUAUAUGAAGGUCAAAUCACAGCCAUUAUGGGUCGGAGUGGAGCAGGCAAAUCUUCACUACUAAAUAUUCUUAAUGGUUCAUUUGUUCCAACAGAUGGUUCAGUUACCAUCUAUAAUAAAAAUAUCUCUGAAAUGCAAGCUUUAGAGGAAAUCAGAGAGAUAACUGGCUUUUGUCCUCAAUUCAACGUUCACUUUGACAUGCUCACUGUGAAAGAAAACCUUCGACUCUUUGCUAAAAUCAGAGGAAUUAAGCGACAGGAAGUGGAACAAGAGGUACAAAAAGUCUUGUUGGAGUUGGACAUGCAAAACAUUCAGGAUAGUCUGGCUUCAUAUUUAAGCGAAGGACAGAAAAGAAAGCUGACCUUUGGGAUUGCCAUUUUAGGAAGUCCUCAAAUCUUGUUAUUAGAUGAACCAACUGUGGGACUGGAUCCCUUUUCAAGGCAUCAAGUAUGGAGGUUUCUCAAAGAGCACAAAGCAAACUGUGUGAUUCUUUUGAGUACCAGCUUCAUGGAUGAAGCUGACAAUCUGGCUGAUAGAAUAGCAGUCCUGUCCAAUGGGAAAGUGAAUUGUGCAGGCUCUUCUGUCUUUUUGAAGAAAAGAUGGGGUCUUGGAUACAACUUAAGUUUACACAGAAAUGAAAUAUGUGAUCCAGAAAAGAUAACAUACUUAAUUAAUCAUCACAUCCCUGAUGCUAAAUUAAAAGCAGAACUCAAGGAAAAACUUGUUUACACUUUACCUUUGGAAAGGACAGAUACAUUUCCAGACCUUUUUAGUGAACUUGAUAGGAGUAUUGACCAAGGUGUGAUGAGUUACGAUGUUUCCAUGACAACUCUGAAUGAAGUCUUCUUCAAAAUGGAAGGAAAAUCAAAUAUUGAAGAAGAUUUUAGACAAGGAGAAAUGACAAGAGUAAUAGAAAGCCUGCAAGAAGUGGAGUCACCUUCUUCUUUCACUGAAACAUCAAAGAUCAUGAGUCACAUGAGUCUGUGGAGACUGCAGGUUUGUGCAAUGGCACAGCUCCGAUUCUUAAAAUUAAGACGUGGACAAAAGGAGCUUUGGACCCUAUUAUUAGUAUUUGGAAUUGCAAUAUUCCCAUUAAUGUUGGAAAAGAUAUUUCUUGCUUCAAUAAAGCAAAAGAGUGAUUGGGAAUUUAAAUCUGAGUCUUAUUUCCUCUCACCUGGACAACUUCCACAAGACCCUUGUACCAGUCUACUGAUUAUCAAUAAUACAGGAUCAAAUAUUGAGGAUUUUAUACAAUCAUUAAACCAUCAAAAUAUACUUUUGGAAGUAGAUGACUUUGAAAAUAGAAAUGGCACCGAGGAUCUGUCAUACAAUGGAGCUAUCAUCGUUUCUGGGAAACGAAAGGAUUACAGAUUUUCCGUUGUGUGUAACACCAAACGGCUGCACUGCUUUCCUAUCCUGAUGAACAUCAUCAGCAAUGGGUUACUUCAGAUGUUCAACUUCACACAAUCUAUUCGAACUGAGAGGGGUACCUUUCCUUUUAAUUUUGCAGAAAUCUGGACUGGGGUGUCAGCAAGCAUAUUCUUUUUUUUAGUUGUGUGCAGCAUUUCUCCUUACAUCGCUAUGAGCAGUGUCAAUGAUUACAAAAAGAGAAGGACACCCCAGCUGUGGGUUUCAGGCCUCUACCCUUCAGCUUACUGGUGUGGUCAGGCACUGGUGGAUGUCAAUCUCUUUACUUUGAUUAUCCUUUCAGUAUAUUUAACUUUAUUUUUAUCAAUUGUGACUGAAUACCCCAUGUUUGAAUAUCAACUGAUACCAAGUCAUGUUAUAUUUAACUUGCUUUUCGCUACAUUUGGUUUUGCAAUUUCUAUGGUCUCCAUGACAUAUGUGAUAUCAUUUAUUUUUCGCAAGAAGAGAAAAAAUAGUGUGUUGUGGUCAUUUUGCUUCUACUUUAUCUUGGUCAUUCUACAAGAAAUCAUUACACUUGGAGUCCAUGAACCUCUCUUAAUUACUUGCAUGGUACUAUUUCCCCCAACUACCUUGUCUGUAUAUAUAGUUUUGUUGUCACAGAAAAUCCACAUAUACCAAUUUCAGCCUCAAGAAGCACAUUUCAGCAUGCCAUUAAUGGAUUUUCUAUUAUCCCUAAUACCUUACUUUCAGAGUUUGUUAUUCAUUUUUGUUCUGAGAUUCAUGGAAAUGAAGCAUGAAAAGAGAAUAAUGCGAAAAGACCCUAUUUUCAGAAUUUCCCCCCAAAGAAAUCCUCAUCAGAAUCCCGAAGAGCCCAUAGAUGAAGAUGAAGACGUUCAAGCAGAAAGAAUAAGAACAGCAACAGCCCUGACCACAAACUUGGAGGAGAAACCAGUUAUACUUGCUAGCUGUCUACGCAAAGAAUAUGCAGGCAAGAAGAAAAGUUGCCUUUUAAAGAGAAAGAAGACACUGGCAACAAGAAAUGUAUCCUUCAGUGUUAAAAGAGGUGAAAUUUUGGGACUGUUAGGACCCAAUGGUGCCGGCAAAAGCUCAUCUAUUAGAAUGAUAUCUGGAGUCACCAAACCGACAGCUGGAGAGGUGAAACUGAAGGGAUAUAAUACAGGUUGGGAUCAGCAGGAGGAUGGCAGAGUCAAAUUCCUGGGCUAUUGCCCUCAGGAGAAUGUGCUGUGGCCGCACCUGACAGUGGAGGAACAUCUGGAAGUGUUUGCUGCAGUCAAAGGGCUGAAGAAAGCAGAUGCCGUCAUUGCCAUUUCACGAUUGGUGGAUACUUUCAAACUGUAUGAACUGCUGAAUGUCCCUGUGCGGAAAUUAAUGGCAGGAACUACUAGAAAGUUGUGUUUUGUGCUGAGCCUCCUGGGAAACUCAUCUGUUUUGCUUCUGGAUGAACCAUCUACAGGCUUGGAUACAGUGGAACAGCAACAAAUGUGGCAGACGGUCAAGGCAUCCAUUAAAACCACAGAUAAGGGGGCCCUUCUUAUCACUCAUUAUCUGACUGAAGCUGAAGCCAUAUGUGAUCGCAUUGCCAUCAUGGUAUCUGGAAGGCUGAGGUGCAUUGGUUCCAUUCAACACUUACAAAGCAAAUUUGGCAAAUAUUACAUUCUAGAAUUAAAAGCAAAGGAAAGCUCUCAAGUGACCUUGCUCCACUCUGAGAUUCUGAAGCUUUUCCCACAGGCUGUACAGCAGGAAAGGUAUUUCUCCUUCUUGAUUUACAAACUUCCCAUAGCAGAUGUCCAACCUUUAUCUCAAGCCUUUCACAAAUUAGAAACAAUGAAACAUCGUUUUAACCUGGAAGAAUAUAGUCUAUCUCAGUCUACUUUGGAAAAGGUUUUCUUUGAGCUUUCUAAGGAGCAAGACCAGGAGGAUUUUGAUGAAGAAGUUGAUACUACUGUCAAGUGGAAACUACUCCCUCACUCAGAUGACCCUUAAAUCCUUGAGUCAAAUAAUCACCUUUUCACAUCACUUUUUUCAGAUAAGCUUAACGUUGUAUGUAAUGUUAUCAGUAUGCACAACUUAAAAAUCACUAACAUCAGCAUUAGGUGUAUUUUGUAUAUACAGCUAAUAAAUGAAUACAUUUAAAAAUUAUUUCCCUCAAAUUUAGGGAUGAUGGAAAGCUCAAGGACCCACGUAAGGAUCCCAAUUCAAGCCUGGGCUCCCCACCUGCAGGGGAGUCGCUUCACAGGCGGUGAAGCAGGUCUGCAGGUGUCUAUCUUUCUCUCCCCCUCUCUGUCUUCCCUCCUCUCUCAACUUCUCUCUGUCUUAUCCAACAACAACGACAUCAAUAAAAACAACAAAAUAACUACAACAAUAAAACAACAAGGGCAAAGAAAAAAGGGAAUAGAUAAAUAUUUUUUAAAAAAAGAGUUGGUGAGCCUCCAGCUCCCCACCUACAAGGGGAGUCGCUUCACAGGCAGUGAAGCAGGUCUGUAGGUGUCUAUCUUUCUUUCCCCCUCCUCCCCUCUUCCCCAUUUCUAACUGUCCUAUCUAACAACGACGACAACAAGAAUAACUACAAUAAAACAAAUAGGGCAACAAAAGGGAAUAAAUAAAUAAAUAAAUAUUAAAAAAUAAUUUUAAAAAAAAGAGUUGAAGCCUGGAUGCUCAAGAAAUAAAACCACAAAGUGGAAUUUUUUUCAGGAAUUUUUUUCAAAGGAUCUUUUUUAAAAAAAAAAUGGGAAACUUACUAAAAAUGAUAUUACUGAAAUAUUUAAGGGAUAUGCUCAAGGACCAGAGGCUGUGUGGGUGCUGAGCGGUACUUUGAGAUGAUGUUUGUGUUGGUUGUCAUACCCAAGGACAAGACAAGAGUCUUCCUCUCAGAUUAUUUGGAAAUUACUUUGAAAUUCACAGCAUUUAAGAGACGUAUGGAAUCACAAACUGAUAAGAUUUAUACUAGAAAAUUGGCUCAAAAAUAUAUGUCCAUGAAACUGAAGCACUGGCUCAGUGGGUAAAGAGAAGGCUUGGGUAUUUGGAGGUUCCGGGUUUCAUCACUGGCAUCACACACUAUUUCAAAAGAAGGGGAGUCACAACAAAAAUUUUCAGACUUUGAAACUUUAGAAAUGAAUAUUGCUGUUUUUAAGUUCUCAUGCUUGUGUCAGAUGCUGAUUUCACUAUUAACUCAUCAGUAAUUUCCCAUGUAUUUAUUGCUGCUGUAAGAUUAUUUUCUUGUCUAUAUGUAUGUUCAUUAUACUCACACAUGCAUAUCUUUUGUAUAACUCGAUUGAAAACGGUUUUGCAUAUUAUUUUCCAUACACAAUAGUUACAUUGUUUUUAGUAUCACCAGGGAAACAAUUGAGGGCCAAACAAUAUUUUGAUCCUUUAUUAAUGAUACAUAAAUUUAAAAAUUUGUUUCAUUGAAGAAAAUUUGAAUGGUUGGGGGGGGGAUUAGAAAUGGAAAGGACCAGGUGGUGGCACAUCUGGUAGAACACAUAUACGAUAGUGCCCAAAGAUCCAGUUAAGUCCCUGGUAGAACACAUAUACAAUAGUGCUCAAAGAUCCAGUUAAGUCCCUGGUAGAACACAUAUACAAUAGUGCUCAAAGAUCCAGUUAAGUCCCUGGUAGAACACAUAUACAAUAGUGCCCAAAGAUCCAGUUAAGUCCCUGGUAGAACACAUAUACAAUAGUGCCCAAAGAUCCAGUUAAGUCCCUGGUUCCCGCCUACAGGGAGAAAGCUUCAUAAGUGAUGAAGCAGUAUCUUUCUCUCCCUGCCUGUCUCCCCCUCUCCUGUCAAUUUCUCUCUGUCUAUCCAAAAUGAACAUCUAAAUAAAAAUUGAAGAAAGUUGAAGGAAGAAGUACCAUAAUUGUUGUACAGAUAAAUCAACCAUUUUCUCCUUUCUUCAGUGAAUUUACAUAGAACCAUCAUUAUAUACUUAACGCUUCUAAUUAAUAGAUGUGCAUACUUGAUGAUAUAAUAUUGAAGCUAUUUAAACUUACUUUUAAACUGAUAGCAAAAUUUCAGCCUUAUAUGUUUUUAUUUUAUUUUCAACUCCAGUUUCACCUAAUUGGAGACCUAUUGAUUUACAGGUUUUUUGUCACAAGGGUAUAUUUCCAAAUUUCUCCAGGAUGUGUGUCAGCACAUUUCACCAUCAUUUCAUAUUAUUUUGUGUUAUUUGUAUUUGCUGCUCAUUUAUCUUGUGGUAUAACUCUUCCAUUUUAUGAGAUUUUAUAUAAUGAAAUAUUUUGUAAGUAUAUUUUAAUAUAUAUCACAAUUAUAUCUGAAACAUUAAAAUUCCAAAUCUAUGAGUAGCCUACAAUUUCCUGUUCAUUUUGAAGCCUUUAGUGCUCUGUAAAAGCACUUCCAUGAUAUAAUGAGUUGAAUUUCUAAAGCUCAAAUAGUAAAUUCUUCUGUCUUAUUCAAAUGUACACGGAAUCACUUAUUAUUUCAUAUAACAAUAUGAUGAAACUUGCUUAUAUUCUUUAUAAAUUAUUAAAUUAAGCCAUUACAUAAAUAUGUCUACAAAGUACAGAAUAAGUAAUAUAAGUUAUACUGACGACCUUAAAAGAUUAAGUUGAGUGUAGCUUGCUAAAAUCAUACAUAUGAUUGCUUAUGAAGCUAUUAGUUUCUAUGUUUUAUUAGGAUUAUAUUCAAGGUUAAAGCAUGAAUAUGAAAAGUGGCUAUCAGAAUAAAAUAAGAUAUAAAAAAUUAAAAGAGUUGUAUCAUUUCUAACAGA